Messenger RNA from Hemibagrus wyckioides, 7301 nucleotides. RefSeq names its product kringle containing transmembrane protein 1 (gene kremen1). The transcript has 10 exons. Lineage: Eukaryota; Metazoa; Chordata; Actinopteri; Siluriformes; Bagridae. The record is from RefSeq and is a predicted model, not a curated record. Gene Ontology annotation, biological process: multicellular organism development. The coding region runs from base 307 to 1731 and encodes 474 amino acids. Gene Ontology annotation, cellular component: plasma membrane.
GUGUGUGUGUGAACAGCAGCACGAGCUGCAGCACGAGCAGCGGCAGAAGCGCGCGUCUCUCUCUCUCUCUCUCUCUCUCACACAUUCACACUCACACACAAACACACGGAACUCGCUCACUCACUCUGUCCGUGGCUAGGGAGCGCACCGCGUUGUGCGCGCGCCGCCGUUUCGCCACACGGGAAGGUUUGCGGUUCCGCGCGCGGCUGCACGAGCUGAAGACUUUUCUCUUUUUUGGGGGGUCGGUUUGUUUGUUUUUGGUUUUGUUCUGCAGUACAUUGGCGCGUGCUGUCUCUUCAUCUACUCAUGGAUUCGAUGCUGCUCUUCUUCCUCUCCUCCUUCUUCUCCUCCGCGGUGUCCGCGAUCGGCCACUUCGCCACGGAAUGCUACACGGUGAACGGUGAGGAUUAUCGAGGGCAGCAAAACCAGACGAGUGUUCACGGAGGAAAGCCGUGUCUUUUCUGGAAUGAAACUUUCCAGCAUCCGUACAACACGCUGAAGUAUCCCAACGGAGAGGGAGGACUGGGAGCUCACAACUUCUGCAGAAACCCAGAUGGAGAUGUUCAGCCAUGGUGCUACAUUGCAGACCAAGAAGACGGGACAUACUGGAAGUUCUGCGAGAUUCCGAGUUGUCAGAUGCCAGGGAUUCUGGGAUGUUUUAAGGAUAACGGUGAUCCUCCUCCUCUCUCUAAGAGCUACCAGACGUCUCAGAAGCUCACUGUGCAGAGCUGCAUCAGCCUCUGUCGCAACCAGAGAUACAAGCUUGCCGGAAUGGAGGCGGGCUACGCCUGUUUCUGCGGCAACGAGCUGGACUAUCAUCUCCAUGGCGACGCCCCAAGUUUGGAGUGUAGUCACGGGUGCUUCGGGGACCAGCAGCAGCCAUGCGGAGGAGACGGUCACGUCAUCGUCUUCGACACCAAAGUUGGAGCCUGUGGUGGAAACUACACGGCCGAAUCAGCUGUGAUUUACUCACCAGAUUUUCCAGAUAAAUACGCACCCGGUCGUGUCUGCUACUGGACCAUCCAGGUCCCAGGUGCGUCUGUCAUCUUGUUUAACUUCACUUUCUUUAACAUCAUGGACCAGGCAGAUAUGGUCGAGCUGCUGGACGGACACACCAAUCAGGUGGUGGCGAGGUUCGAUGGCCGAAACCCACCGCGGGAAAUCGUGAACGUCAGCGCAGACUUUGUUAUCCUGUAUUUCUACUCCGACAGGACAAACCAGGCCCACGGGUUCUCCAUGAUCUAUCAAGCUUACAGAGCACAGAGUGGCAGAUCUGCCGGAGAAGCCGUCACCGGUGAUGUCAACGCCGGCAAACAGGCCACCAGUACGAUAGAUCCACGUUCCGGCAGCGUCACUGAGAGAUCCAACACCAGCAAGAACGACAAGUCCUCUCACAUCCUCUAUCUGAUCACGUCCAGUCCCAAAAAAUCGGAAAACGAAAUGCCAGGUCAGUGGCUCGGCCGGGGCCGGACCGCUGCACAUAACACCAUGUGGGCCAUCUAUGCGCUGGCUGCCCUGCUAACGCUAACCGUGAUAGCCAUGGUGGCGAAGCUAGUUCUUCACAUGACAGUAAAAUCUCCCACCAUUCCCUCGGUCAGCAGUUCAGACUCCUGCUCUCAGAGCACCACCUCAGAGCCGUGGAUUAUCUUCUAUAGACCCUCCACCAUCUCGCUCUUUAAAAAGAAGCUCAAAAACCAUCACGGUGACCUCAGCCCUCUGGUGGGCAACUAACCCCACACAUACACACACACACACACACACACGCACACACGCACACACACAAAUGCACACACACUGUCACAUAAAUUCUACUGGACAGCAGGUAGCAAGUACAAUGGAGCACCUGAUGAGGAACCGGACUGGACAUCAACUGACAGCCAAUCAGACGGUGCCAUCUUAUGUAAGGGGGAGUGGCUUCCACAGCACAGGACCACGACAGAGCCUCCCUCGCAUGAGCAUACGGCCUGGGAAAAGACGUCUGAAUUCGGAAAGCAGGUUUUCAGGUGCACGGAUUCUGGCAGUCGCAGACAGACGAGGAGUUCCAGAUAAGAAUCUCUUGUUAAAAAAGACAGAAAGUACUGUAACGUGGAGCGGCUCGCAUGACCGUCUUAACGCCAAUGCAGACAAUCAGCCUUUUCUACCACACCGAGACCAGAUUCUGUUACAGUCCAUUUUCGCCUCCUUCUUUAUGUAGGUCACCUCUUGUUUGGAACAGGAUUACUCUUUCUCCAGCGGAGAGGACGAACAGGAUCAUGAUCCGGCAAAUAAUACAGCAACAAACAAAAGCGAGAGUGUGUGUGUGUGUGUGUGUGUAAAUCUGCCAUCGCUACAGCACGGGCCAUGCUCCAAACAAACUGGCAUUCCACGUUCCUUCUGGACCUCUGUAAACAGCUUUUCAGUAUUUUUUUUCCAUUUGUUGUGGGUUUUUCAUCUUUUUUUCGUGUCUGGUGUCUGUAAGUGCCUUAAGGGUUGGAAAAUUGUUUGUGUGUACAAUUUCUUUUUUCCCUUUACUUCCCACAGAGCUGUCUUUAAAGGCACAGAGAUGAAAGAUACACAAGUUUCCCAUUACCGCCACUGCAGCCGAUCAGCCAAGACAUGUCUGUUUCUUUCUUUCGUUUUUUCUUUUUUUUUGUAGGUUCGUUCUAGUCUAACGUCAGCGACUCGAGCUAGCGUGUUGAUGUGGUUUUUGACGUUUUCUGACAGACGUUUGUCUGUUUAAGUGUGUCUAAAGAACAUGAGCUGAAAACGAUCUAUAGUUUAUAUUCACUCAGCGCGGAAAAAAGCCUGGCGCUUCGGUUAGCCGUUGAUGCUGAGAGACGUUACGCUGGCGUUUUUUUACGUUUACUUAUCAUUUUUUGACACGUCUGAGGAAAAUGUCUGACAUUUUUGUCUUACUUACCUUUACAUUACCUGUAAAAAGACCCUCAGUGGCUAGAUAGAUAAACCAUUAGCCUCAGGCACUAGCUGGCGUCUAUGCUUGUUGCUUAGCAACCAUGUUCUCACAACUUGAGCCCAUAAAAAAAAAUGAAACAAAUGAAACAGCCUUUAUUUGUCACAUAUACACACAGCACAGUGAAAUUCUUUCUUCGCAUAUCAUAUCAUAUCAUAACAUAUGCUUGUCUUUCCAUGACAGCUAUAAUUUCACAGAUUGUGACAAAACAUUAACAGUUAGCAUCGUUUUUCUAAUAUUAACUCUUUUCUUGCUCGUUUUUCCCAAACAUCUGAGGUAAAUGUUGAUAUUCCAUAUAUUUUUGUCUCAUUUCCAGAAAAGACUACUUAGCUAUAUGCUAGCUUUCUAAAUAAUUAGCCUGCUGUUAUCUAGAUUCAGUGUUUAGCGAUAGCCUUGCAGUUUCAGUGCAAAUCUAAAGAAUUUAAGACAGUAAACAUGUUUUGGCUAAUCGGCUACAUUUGGGAUAAACAGGGACAUUGUAUAACUUUCAUUUUUGUCCAGAUCUUUCCAGCUUGGUCACUUCACUGAGUCGCCGCUAAAAACGUGCUGUGGGAGCCAUGAAAAGCGCCACAUUCUUCCAAAACAAUUCCCUCUUUCUCCUUCUCCUCCUCCUCUUUUUUUCCACGGGUUCUCCGACGUUACAGCACUUCCCACAUUCUUCAGCUUUAAUAGAAUCAGUGCUGUUGUUCUUGGGUUAACUACAGUGCUGCCACCCGGAGUGUCAGGGUCACGGCACCAAAUUCUGUCUAGUCAUGUUAAAUAUUCUGAAAAUGAUCAACAGGGUGAAAGAACGACAGCAAAACAGUCAGGACUACAUGCCGAGCCGCAUGCUACUGUAUGAAAUAACGUCACAAGAUGUGCUUUCUGCCAUUGUAGGGUGACGGUACUGACAUUUUAUAUGCAGUGACGUUAUGCUAAGCGCUAUUUCAGUUAUUUAUUUUCCUGUGAACUGUAUCAUUUGGACAGAUAUGGUAAUACUGGUAAUAUUAAUUCUAUAACACGAUGUAAAAAACCCAACCAACAAUAAUGGAAUAUUCAACACCAUACACUUGACGUUAUAACAAAAGCUAAUUAUUUACUUUUUAUUUAAGAAAAUACUUACACUCAUGCUCAUGAAAACAUUCCAGUUAAAGCUAAUUCAGUGCACUUAAAUUGACUAAAGUAUAGAACUUUAUCUAGUACUGAGGCUGAAUUUGGCCUACAGUAUAAACUUAAAAUGAAACCUCUGAACUUAAAGCCCUUAUAUUUUCAUAUGGAUUUUUGACCAAUAAUUCAGAAAAUGUCUUUACCUUAGUAAUUAGUAAAAAAGAUUUGUUUUUUAGGAUGUUUUAUCAAAUUACACUUAGUUAACAGCCACACAGGCUGCAGAUUAUAUUACUAUUGUUAAUACCCCAACCCCUAACACCUAACCCCAAUCCCAACCCCAAAACCCAAUACCAACCCUAGACCUAACCCCAAUCCCAACUCUAACCCCAAACAUUCCCUUUACCCCAGACCCAAACAUAACCUCUAACCCCAAUCCCAAAACCCAAUAUCAACCCUACCCCAAUCUCAGCCCUAAUCCCAAAACUCAAAACCCAAUACCAACCCUACCCCUAACCCCAAUCUCAAAACUCAGAACCAACCCUACCCCUAGCCACAACCCUAAUCCCAACCCUUACCCUACCCCUAACCCCAAUCCCAACCCUAAACAUACCCCUUACCCCAAUUCCAAACAUACCCCUAACCCCAAUCCCAACCCUAACCCCAAACAUACCCCUAACCCCAAUCCCAACCCUACCCCCGAAUCCUACCUUAAACCCCAAAUCUCAAUCCCACCCCUAACCUCAAACCCCACCUACCCCAAUCCCAACCCAAAUCCCACUCCUAACUCUACCUAUUACCCCAAUCCCAACUCUGCCCCUACCCUUAAUCCCAACCCUAAACCCCAAACCUCAAUCAGAACCAACUGUAAAUUCCAACACCAACCCUAAGCCUAAACCCCAAACCUAACCCACAAACCCAACCCCUCCCUAACCCCAAUCCCAGCACCAAUCCUAAUCCCAAUUCCAAACCUAAUUUAACCCUCGCCCCGAUCCCAACCCUAGUCUACACUGUUAAAGACUUAUAUAUGUAAAUCAGAGCAAUAAAUAUACAAAAUAAUAAAUCUGCAUACACUUAACUGUGGAUAAUCCCAAUAUAAUCCCAGUAUCAGUUCAGAUACACUGAGAUGCUGUGUGAAAAAUUCAAACAUUCACAUUUCAGUGCUUGUGUAAUGGAGUACGGUAGAAAUCUUCCAGAAAAUUCUAUUGUGUUGUCUUCUCAUCCUGAUACUGUAUAAGCCCCAGCUUUAUUGUUUGUUUGGAAAAGAUCCGAUUUCAGCAGAAACCCAGGAAACACUCGUGCCUCCUUAAUUGUACAGAUGAAACGAUGUUAAAGGAACAAGUCAGUGACAGGAAAGUUCACAGUUCCACAUUUACUGCACAUGUCUGUUAUCUGUUAUUGUGACUUCUGUAAAUCAGCCAUUUUGUGUGUUCCAUUUCUCACUGUUUGUGGUUGAACUGUUCCUUUAAUGCAGCACUUUUGUGUACUGAAAAAUCCUGUUCUUCGCUUUGCAUUUGCAUUUUUUAUGCUUUAAUUUUUAAGGAAUUGUCUUCCAACCAAAACUGUACUGUAAUUUCUUUUCUAUUUUUUUUUUUCUAAAAAAGCUAGGUGUGUGCUGAGGUUACAUUUCCAUAUCGCUCCACAGGCUAAAGAUUUAGCACGAUUUUGUCUUUUCAAAAAAGCAAAAAUCUACACGUUUACCUUCACCUGUGCUCAUUAGGGAUUUUUUAUUUUUAUUUUAACUGUACGUCUUAAAUCGUGGAGUUUGUACACUUUUGUAGUUCAUAUGCGAAUGAUGCUGAGGAACGAAGUGCGGUGGAUGCUUUUACAGCUACAGAGCAGGAGAAAAAAAACGUUAGCAUGGCUGUGGUUCCUGAGGUGAUGCCACAUGCUGAUGUGUUAUUUCCGUUUAGCUAACAUUUUAGCGUUUGAUUUUAGACCUUAGUGCCAUACAAAUAUCCAGAUAUGUAGUGUUAGAAUUUGGCUCAGGGCAAAAUUUCUGGUAAAAAUAAUAAAAAUAGUUGCUGAUUGUUUCUAUUCUGUUAGCUGAAGAAUUGAAACUAAGUCACAUUCACAAGUGAGAGCCUGAGAAACAAUUCUCCUAGCUGAAAUUCCCAAGUUUUUGACUGGUUAACGAUCUAAAUCCGUUCAUCAUGGCGAUGAUCUCAGGGGUCGAUGUUAGGAACCUUUUAAUUCUGUUUUUUUUUCCUAUUUAAAUGCUAGUACCAUCCCGAAACUCUACUUAGCAUUCGGUUAGUUAGUUAGUUAAGUAGCUAGCAUUAGCCGUACACUUCAAAACAAGGAAUCCGUAAUGAGCAUAGUUGAUUUAAUGGCCUGCUUUAAAUUUGUCCAAAAAUCUCAGGUUACACACACAGCUUAAAAUCGACUUUUAUCAGCACACACCUAGAGAACACGACAUGGACGACGUUCAGAAACGUCGCAGCACUUAUUUGACGUGUGAUUUUGCUGUGGGAUUUAUUUUUUUUGGUGGCAUUCCUGCUGCCAGCAUCGCAUCUGUGACUAAUUGAGUACUUGUCAUAUUUUUUGACCUCAAACUUUACAUUCUUUCCAGCUUUGUUUGUUUCCAGUUUUUCUAAAGAUAAGAUGCCGUCGUGUGACUGUUCCAUUUUAAUCGUCCUAGGGAAGGCAGAAUGCGUAAUAGCCCCUGACCGUAAUAGUGAAUAGCGAGAUGAAAAAGGGCCUUGUGUGUGUGUGUGUGUGUGUGUGUGAGCGACCUCAGACUUCCAGUAAAGGACUCUCUCUUCCUGCUCUGAUCUCCCAGACGAGCGAACGCCGCAGUCCCGCCUGUCAUAAUUACCGCAUGAAUAAAUCCGAGUCAUGGAGAAACUCAUGCAUACAAAAACUCAGAAAGAGAGAGAGAGAGAGAGAGGGAGGGAGAGAAAGGAACACACACUAACCCAGAAAACCAAAACUGACAGCUCCAAUUCAUCAAGGUCACAUUAACGACGGACGAUAGCAUCCUGCACCAUCCUGCCUCCACACACACACACACACACAGCUCCCUCUGCUUCAUCCCAACACAACACAACACAAGGCAGAUCCAGACCUUUCAGGGACGUUCGGGAGGAAAAAAAUAAAUAAAUGUCAUUGUCGUUCAAAUUGUAAAUAGUGAGAUUUUUUAAUUUAUACAGUAAGUUAUUUUGGACUUUCAAAUGGGACAUAAUCUAUCUUUUGUAUAAGUGAAGUACGUUUCUAGUUUUUAUUUAAUGUGUUCUGACUGCCAAAUAAAUAUGCAUGUUUCUUAUAA